Messenger RNA from Nematolebias whitei (Rio pearlfish), 1921 nucleotides. RefSeq names its product replication protein A1 (gene rpa1). The coding region runs from base 88 to 1800 and encodes 570 amino acids. Gene Ontology annotation, biological process: nucleotide-excision repair; meiotic cell cycle; double-strand break repair via homologous recombination. The record is from RefSeq and is a predicted model, not a curated record. NCBI's taxonomy places the organism in Eukaryota, Metazoa, Chordata, Actinopteri, Cyprinodontiformes, Rivulidae. The transcript has 17 exons. Gene Ontology annotation, cellular component: nucleus; DNA replication factor A complex. Gene Ontology annotation, molecular function: single-stranded telomeric DNA binding; damaged DNA binding.
AAGCUCAGCGAUAGUUUCGAAGAACACACCUGUCUAGCAGUUAUUAAAGUCCAUUUAUAUUUUGCUGCUAAUUCUUCUUUUGGAACCAUGACAAAACUGUCCGAGGGCGCGAUAGAGGCCUUGGGAAAUGGCAGCGGUUGGAACGAAGCAGUUCUGCAGUUGGUGAACAUACGCAAGAUAGAUGGAGGAAAUGGGCCAGUUCGCUUUAGGGUGAUGAUGAGCGAUGGACGUCACACUCUCUCAUCUUUUAUGCUCACCACCCAGCUGAACUACAUGGCUGAGGAGAACAUACUGGUCCAAAACUGCGUGUGCAAUCUCAAGAGACACGUGACCAACAUACUGAAGGAUGGACGGCGAGUCAUAAUCAUUUUGGAAAUCGAUGUUCUUGAUGAAGAGGUUGAUGGUAGAAUUGGAGACCCUACUCCUUACUUUGAUGGUCAAAAUAAAAGCCUCCAGCAAGCGCCAGCACCAGUCCCUCCAGCCAGACCCCCACUACAGCAGCAACAUAACAAGACUGAAGUGAGCAGAGGUUACAAAAGAGAUUUGUUCAAGACGGCUCCAUCUGCUACACCAAAUACUCCAGGGGGGGGCUCCAAAGUUGUGCCUAUUGCCAGCCUCAACCCCUACCAGUCCAAGUGGACAGUCCGUGCCCGUGUAACCAACAAGAGCAGCAUUCGUACGUGGAGCAACUCUCGGGGUGAUGGCAAACUCUUCUCCAUGGAGAUCGUAGAUGAGAGUGGUGAAAUCCGCGUUACUGGCUUCAACCAAGAAGUGGACAAGUUUUAUUCUUUGAUCGAAGCUGGCAAGGUCUACUACUUCUCCAAAGGUUCGCUGAAAAUUGCCAACAAGCAGUACACGUCGGUGAAAAACGACUAUGAGAUGACGCUCAACGGGGAGUCCACCAUCAUCCCCUGUGAGGACAGCUGUGACGUUCCCGUGGUGCAAUGUGACUUUGUCUCCAUCGGUGACUUGGAGAACAGAGACAAGGAUGCCAUUGUUGAUGUGAUCGGAGUGUGCAAGAGUGUGGACGAGGUGACCCGCCUCACAACAAAGACGAACCGUGAAGUUUCCAAGAGAACACUAAGUCUGAUGGACAUGUCUGGGAAGAUGGUGACAGUCACACUGUGGGGAGAGGAGGCAGAAAAGUUUGAUGGCGCUGGACAACCUAUUCUUGCCAUUAAGGGUGCAAAGCUCUCAGACUUUGGAGGCCGGUCGCUUUCUGCGUCCUUCAGCAGCACCAUGAUGAUCAACCCUGAUAUCCCAGAGGCGUACAAGCUCAGAGGCUGCACCAGCUUUCAGACCCCCGAGGGUCCAGGGACCCCAGCCGACUACUACAGCUGCACAGCCACCAUAGUGUAUCUCCGUAAGGAGAAUUGCCUUUAUCAGGCCUGCCCGAGUCAAGAUUGCAACAAAAAAGUGGUGGACCAGCAGAACGGCAUGUUCCGCUGCGAGAAGUGUGAUAAAGAGUUCCCCAACUUCAAAUACCGCCUCAUCCUGUCUGCCAACAUUGCAGAUUAUGGGGACAACCAGUGGGUGACUUGCUUCCAGGAGAGUGCAGAGGCCAUUCUGGGCCAGAAUGCAGCUUACCUGGGCCAGCUCAAAGAUUCGAAUGAAGCUGCGUUCGAUGAAGUCUUCCAGCAGGCAAACUUCAACACUUUCGUCUUCCACAACAGAGUGAAGAUGGAGACAUAUAAUGAUGAAUCGAGGAUUAAAGCCACAGUGCUGAUGGCGAUGCCGGUCGAUCACAUAGAUUACAUCAAGAGGAUGAUAGUGAACAUACGCUUCAUGGCUGCAAAGUAAAAACUGACCCUUUUUCUAGAGUUUUGAGUUUGUUUCUUCACUUCUUGUACAGCUAAUAAGAUUUAAACGUGUUCCAAUUUCCACAGUUAAAGCAUUUAUGUCUUUAGAUUAUCUUUCUUUU